Anoplopoma fimbria (sablefish) is the source of this 710-nucleotide messenger RNA. It is a transcript of the gene mrps18c, whose product is annotated as mitochondrial ribosomal protein S18C. Gene Ontology annotation, biological process: mitochondrial translation. NCBI's taxonomy places the organism in Eukaryota, Metazoa, Chordata, Actinopteri, Perciformes, Anoplopomatidae. The transcript has 6 exons. Gene Ontology annotation, cellular component: mitochondrial small ribosomal subunit; ribosome. Gene Ontology annotation, molecular function: small ribosomal subunit rRNA binding; structural constituent of ribosome. Bases 181 to 570 code for a protein of 129 amino acids. The record is from RefSeq and is a predicted model, not a curated record.
CAGGUAGGAACUAACAGUUACAGGUAGGAACUAACAGUUACAGGUAGGAACUAACAGUUACAGGUAGGAACUAAUAGUUACAGGUAGGAACUAACAGUUACAGGUAGGAACUAAUAGUUGGGGAAUCAACGAAGCGCCGGAGGUCCUGGUGGACAACUUCCGGUCGUGUGUCGGGUCAAAAUGGUGUCUGUGAGAAUGUUACAAAGACUACGAACUGUCCUAUCACAGCAUGGACUCACAGGUUUCAGAAGCUUCUCAGCAGCUUCACAUGUCCAGCAGAGAGAGGAGGCGCUCGUUAAGAUGGAAAACCCGUUCAAAGAGCCAGAGAAAGGCUGCCUCCUCUGCAGCGUCACCGUGGACUUCAAGAACACUCAGCUGCUGUCUCAGUUCAUCUCUCCUCACACCGGCAGAAUCUACGGUCGACACAUCACAGGAUUAUGUGGAAGGAAACAAAAGGAAGUCUCCAAGGCCAUAAAGAAAGCUCACUCAAUGGGUUUCAUGUCGGUGACCCACAAACAUCCUCAGUUCAUGAGGGACCCAAACAUCUGUGGAAUCAAACAUCUGGAUUAGUGGAUCACUGUUAUUCUUGUUAUUGUUAUUAAUAAAGCUGUCAGAACUGUUAGAUGGUCACAGUUCUUUCUAUCAUCAGUUAAUGCAAAUUUGCAAAUUUCCCCGCUGCAGGACUAAUAAAGGAUUAUCUUAUCUUAUCU